Kwoniella botswanensis is the source of this 1536-nucleotide messenger RNA. RefSeq lists its product as uncharacterized. Gene Ontology annotation, cellular component: membrane. Gene Ontology annotation, molecular function: transmembrane transporter activity. NCBI's taxonomy places the organism in Eukaryota, Fungi, Basidiomycota, Tremellomycetes, Tremellales, Cryptococcaceae. Gene Ontology annotation, biological process: transmembrane transport. The record is from RefSeq and is a predicted model, not a curated record. Bases 1 to 1536 code for a protein of 511 amino acids. The transcript is spliced from 5 exons.
AUGAUUACAGAUGCUCACGCUCAAGAUAUACCACCGAACCCGCCGGCUUCGCCGGGUGAAAAAAGCUUCACUGCCUACGAUACCCCUUCCUUACCAAGCUUGACAGGGGAUGUUGCAGGUGGCGAAUUCACUUGGUCGGAGGCCGAAGAAAGGGCAGCAGUCAGAAAGAUUGAUUUCCUGGUGUUACCACUUCUAUUCUUCGGCUUUUACGUCUUCCAGUUGGAAAGAGGCAAUAUUUCCAAUGCUUUGACUGAUGGAUUUUUGAAGUCGGUCGGAAUCACUCAAGAUCAGUUCAACACCGGACAGUCCUUGUUGUACUUGGGAAUCAUCCUCCUUGAGAUCCCUUCAAACUACAUGCUACAACUUGUCGGCCCACGUCUAUGGAUCUCCUUUCAGGUGCUCGCUUUCGGUCUGGUCGGCGUAUUACAAGCCUUUCAGAAGGGUUAUGGCGGUUACUUGGCUACAAGGAUAAUGUUGGGCGUGACUGAAUGCGGAUAUAUUCCAGGUGCACUGUUCAUCAUCUCGACCUUCUAUAAACGGUCUGAGUUGGCCACGAGAAACUCCAUUUUCUUCAUCGGCAAUGGUCUGGCAACCGCUACCUCUGGUCUCCUAGCUUAUGGCAUCCUUCCUCUGGGCACUCGAUUCCCUUCGCACAAGGGUUGGCAAUGGCUCAUGAUCGUUGAAGGCUGCAUGUCGAUAUUCAUCGCUGUUCUCCUCCUACUCUUGCUGCCUGCCUCGCCACAUUGUCCCAAGCCCCUGUUUCUACCCAUCCGAGUAUGGACACCCAGUCAAGAGAAGAUCUUAGUAGCUCGAAUGGCUAAAGAUGAUGAGAAAAAUAACAGGUCGAGCCAUAGACUUACCCUCAAGGAUAUCACCAGCACUUUGUCAAACUGGAGGGUUUGGCCUCACGUCUUAAUUGCGAUCUGCCUCAUCUCGCAAACUGGAGCUCUGGGAACGUAUGGGCCUACAUUGAUCAAAGGAUUUAAUUUCGAUACCCUCACCGCCAAUGCUCUUUCCUCGGUAUCUGGAUGGAUCGGUCUUGUUACCACAGCCUCUUUCGGAUUCUUCUCCGACAGAACCCGGAUCCGGGGACCCGUUGUCGUGACGGGACUUGCAUUGGUAUGGGCCUUCUGGCUUGCCUUCCAGCAAAAAUCCCUUUCCACUGAUCGAUGGCUGAAGUAUGGGCUUCAAAUUAUGGUGCAAGGUUUUUCGAUCCCCUCUCAUCCGAUCAACGCUACUUGGCUCUCGCUCAAUUGCAGAAGCCCUCAAGAGCGUUCCGUCGCUAUGGCUCUCUUCAUCAUGGCGGCUAACUCGGGGGCUCUGGUAGGAAGUCAAUUACUCCGAGGGGAUGACUCUCCACUCUACAAGCGGGGCUUUAAAGUGUGCCUUUGCCUUGUUAGUCUCGGUCUCCUGGUGGCGAUCUUGCAGCACAUACAGUACAGACUGUCAAACAAGCGACUUGAAAACCGAAAAGAAGGUCAAGAGGAGAGCGGGGAAAGUGACGCGACCGCUUUGAAAUGGAGAUACACGAUCUGA